GAAAUAAUAGACGCUUCGAUCUUCAUAUCAUUAUUCCGGUGGUUUUUCAUCAUGAUCGGAGUCGGUGCACAAAAUUCUCUGAAAACCUACUUUGAACUCUCCUCCCUUGCCGUCGCCGACAACUCGCUUCGAAGACUCGAAGUUGUUUCUCUCGAUUGGAAAAACCCUAGAUUCUGAAUUAGAAGAAGGGGAAGGAAGAUAGAUACCUGCAUUACAUUCAUUGAAAGUUCGCCGAUUUUGUUGUAUCAAUUGUGGCUAUUGCUGAUUUCAGACCCUAGGGCUUUUCUCUAUUCAAUCAGUCAAGAAGAAGAUAAACAUUUCCAUUGUCAAGUUUUCUGUGUUGUAUUAGUUGCGAAAGAAUAAGAAGCCCAAAAAAUUCUAUUUUCGCUUUUCUUCAGUUAGUGUGCGUCAUGUCCUUGCAUAUUCAGAAGAGUCUUAAGAGCAUUUGCGGUGUUCUUGAUCGUUGUAAAUCAUUUGCCUAUUUUCAUGUAUCCUCUCAAAGCUCCUCACAUGCCCUCUCCUCUGCAAUUUCUUCGUCUCCGCUGGAACCUGCUAUCUUUGUAGGAGCUAGAGAUUUGCAGCAAAGAAUUCCAUCUGAAUUUCAGACAAAGCCUUCUGAUAUUAACUCGAUCAUUGCUAGAGUUCAGGUGGGUAGCACCGAGGAUGAGGUUUUGCAGUGUCUUUUGCACGAUCCAGUGUGUAACAGCAUACCGUUCUCCCAUGAACUUGUUUACAAGUUGCUCCAACAAUUCAAAGAUGAUUGGAAGUCUGCUUUGGGUGUUUUUAGAUGGGCAAAAUCACUCUCUGGAUUUAAGCACACCCCAGACUUAUGUGACAUUAUAAUAGAUACAUUGGGGAAAUCAAAGCAAAUGGUUAAGAUGAAACGCAUGCUAGAAGAAUUGAAGGAAGCUCGCCUUGUGACUCUUGAUACUGUAGCUAAGGCUAUGCGAAGGUUUGCUGGUGCUGGUGAAUGGGAAGAUGCGGUUAGGAUAUUUGAUGAUUUGGGAACUUUUGGGUUGGAGAAGAACACUGAAUCUAUGAAUGUGUUGCUUGAUACUCUGUGCAAAGAGGAGAAGGUUGAGCGAGCUCGACAGAUAUAUUUGGAACUUAAAUCGCAUAUUCCCCCGAAUGCAAACACGUUUAACAUGUUCAUUCAUGGUUGGUGUAAAGUUGAUAGGGUUGAAGAGGCACAUUGGACGUUAGAAGAGAUGAAAGGCCAUGGUUUUCGUCCUUGUGUUAUUAGUUAUUCAACGAUUAUUCGAUUUUAUUGUCGUCAUUACAACUUUAGUAAGGUUUAUGAGUUGCUUGAUGAAAUGGAUGCUCAAGGAUGCCCAGCAAAUGUCAUCACUUACACCACUAUCAUGGACUCACUAACAAAGUCGGAAGAAUUCGAGGAAGCCUUGCAGAUUGCUGAGAGAAUGAAAUCUGCUGGAUGCGAACUUGAUACACUUUUUUAUAACUGUUUGAUCCAUACAUUAGGGAGAGCAGGUAAAGUACGGGAAGUUAUUCAUGUAUUCGAAGUAGAAAUGCCAAGCAAGAGUGUUUUACCAAAUACAUCAACCUACAAUUCUAUUAUUUCGAUAUACUGUCAUCAUGCGCAAGAACAAAAGGCUAUGAAACUGCUUGAGGAGAUGGAGAAAUCGGGGCUUUGUAAACCUGAUGUCCGCACAUAUCACCCGUUGCUUAAGUCCUGCUUUAGAACUGGAAAGAUAGAUUAUGUUCUGAGCAAGUUAUUGGAAGAGAUGAUAUAUAAACAUCAUCUAAGUCUUGAUAUAUCAACCUAUUCCCUUUUAAUUCAUGGCCUUUGUAGAGCAAAUAGGUGUGAGUGGGCUUACCAGUUAUUUGAGAAGAUGAUUGAUCAAGAUAUAAAGCCAAGAUACCUCACAUGUCAACUUCUUUUGGAUGAAGUUAAGCAGAAGAAUAUGAAUGAAGUUGCUGAUAGGAUUAAAGAUAUCAUGAAGAACUUGUGAGCUUCUGAAUAACAAACCUUUGUGGUGUGAAAAAGCAUGUCUACAGUUCUGGAUUUGCGUACACGAUCGUCGUGCUAAGUUGAUUGUACGUGAUGUGGUUGACUGUUGUCUUAAUUUCAAUUUGGUUGCUUGA
Molecule: messenger RNA, 2103 nt
Organism: Benincasa hispida (wax gourd)
Lineage: Eukaryota; Viridiplantae; Streptophyta; Magnoliopsida; Cucurbitales; Cucurbitaceae
Product: pentatricopeptide repeat-containing protein At3g04130, mitochondrial
Molecular function (GO): protein binding
Source: RefSeq, a predicted model, not a curated record